AAAUGCCCAACUUAUUUGUACCAAAAUGGAAAUCUGACCUCCUUGUGUUAUUGUUUGAAACGACGCUGUUUUAAUUGGCAUUCUAACUUUCUUCGCCGCUCCCUCCAUUUCGCUUCUUUACGACGCCGUUUUAUGCACCGCCGUUCUCCACAUCCAACGCCGUCAUCGCCUCUGAUGCAUAAACAGAGAAGCGAGCUUCCCCAUCCUUUGUGUCAAUGGCGCAGCGAUUAGGUAUGCUAAAAGCCGCCGGCGGUGACAACGGAUGCAUGUUAGCGCUCUUGAGGUGGUUCCACAUAAUGCCUCCACUGUUGGAUGGGUCCCUCCACCGGACGAUCGCUCCUCCACAGAUGGUUUCGCCGGAGUUUGAUCCGAACCCAGAUAACAGCAGUAGCAGAUACACUGGGCUCCCGAGUUUCUCUUCCGGUGGAUCCAUGGAACUGAUGGCUGUCCCCAAGAAGAAGGUGUCUCCCCAUAAGAGGGGUAUAAGAAAUGGACCAAAGGCUUUGAAACCAACACCAGUGAUUAUUCGUUGCAGGAGUUGUGGGAGAGUGAAGCUACCACAUUUCUACUGUUGUAGUGGGGACAGGGGGAACACUGGCGAGCAAAAUAACUAAACAAACAGCCCUUUAUUAUCUCCCAGCUGAGAUAAGUGAACUAUAGAGUUCAACACGUAGGUUUGACAUAACUAUGGUUGAAACUUUAUGCAAUUAUCAGCAAUUCGAAUUGACGUUUUGUAGGAAUAUCAAUUGCAUGAUGCUACUACUCUGUUUAUCAAUUGCAUUAUGCUACUAUUUUGUUUGCCCCCUUUGUUAAUAUUUUUCAAGAUUUUUUUACUGUUGGAA
This is a messenger RNA of Hevea brasiliensis (rubber tree), 842 nucleotides long. RefSeq lists its product as uncharacterized. Gene Ontology annotation, cellular component: mitochondrial large ribosomal subunit. Gene Ontology annotation, molecular function: structural constituent of ribosome. Gene Ontology annotation, biological process: translation. Lineage: Eukaryota; Viridiplantae; Streptophyta; Magnoliopsida; Malpighiales; Euphorbiaceae. The record is from RefSeq and is a predicted model, not a curated record.